UCAAAGGGAGACAAAUUAGUCGAAGUCUGAUACCCUGAGAGGCAUGACUGUCACAGUUUCAUUUGAACAAAUUCGAGACCAAUUAUUUUGAACGACUGGCGUGAUAUAAAGAAAACAACGCCAUUAGAAUGUGUCUCCGGGAAGUGGCUGUAUGCAGGGGGGCUAUAAAAGGUGGUGGAGCCAGCACGAAUUUGUAAGACGCCACAAAAGAAUAUGUAUCUAUAUUUGUUAAUCUGCUAAUUGUUUCGGUUAUUUACCCACGGCUGUGUGUCUUUUUUUUUACCUCAACCAGAGUAAACUGUGACAGGUCAAAAUGUUGAAAGAAUUGUGGCUCACUAGCAGGGUCAAAUUUGCAUGUCAGAGACAUAUUUCUUGUCUGUCCUCCAAAGGAAAUUACCGGAAGGAGGUCUGUCUCAAUAAUUUCGAACCGUGUUUCGAGAGUGACAAUUAUGAACCAAGUUACAUGCCACAAAAUCACAUUUGAAUAAUGUACUUUAACUUCAGUUUAUUUUGUAUUGCAGAAAUGAACAUCUCUUCAUCAACCGGUGGGAACGUUACCCUUUCCUGUACACUAGCCUCACGAAACAUUGCUACCAAACUGGGUUUAACCGUCGCUUAUGCUGUUGUGUUUAUUAUUGCCCUCUUCGGGAACUGUGCCAUAAUUUUGAUAGCCAAAACAAAGAGGAGAAUUCGAAAAGUGGCCUUCAAUUUUUUCAUCAUCUCCAUGGCAACAGCUGACAUAAUGGAUGCUCUCAUUGCUGUACCACUGACGGUGAUUUAUUUUCAUAAUGGGCCCCUCUGGUUCGGGGGAUUACUUGGCGACAUCAGCUGCAAAAUUCUACACUUUCUCAAUAAUCUCUCGUUGGCAGCAUCUGUUUUCACUCUGGCAGCGAUCUCUGUUGACAGAUACUUGGCGAUCGUUCACGUCUUAAGGGAACCCCUUUCUAGGAGGAAGGUUAAACUGGCUGUGGUUUCACUGUGGUUGCUUGCAUCUCUCCUGAUGUCGACGUACCUUAUCAAGUAUAAAACACUUCUAAAGGAAGACGGGAGGCAUCAUUGUCAUGGUGUUUGGGUCAUGGAUGACGGGGCAAAGAACUUCAGGAUGUACCAGUACGAGACGGUGACAAGGUUUAUCUUCAUGUACGUCAUCCCUCUCUUUUUGAUGGCUGCCCUGUACUCUCUAAUUAUUCGCGUUCUAAAGAGGCGGCAGGCUUUUGGGGAAAACAUGUCACAGAUUCGCAUUCAGCAUCAAAACGUCACUGUAAUAAAGAUGCUUGUCACAGUCGUGCUUCUUUUUGCGUUUUGUUGGCUUCCAACUCACGUGGUGUCUUUGACGACUGCGUUCUCCUACGAAAAGAUUCUCUGCUGGCCCAUAUCUCUGACCUUGACACUUUUCGUGCCAUCCCAUGCCAACAGUGCUAUCAAUCCGUGCAUAUAUCUCAUUUUCAACGAAAACUUUCGCAAAGGUCUCAAAGACCUCCUUAUCAGAUGCAGGAAAACGGGAAAUCGCCGAAUUCCUACGAAGAAGAUAAAGCAGUGGCCCGGGUCCUCAACUCUUGAACGCGAUCCAAACCGAGGAGGCAUCAAGGGUUAUUUUCGCCAUCUUUCCAAGGAGAAGACCAGUGACUCUGAUGACGUGUACGAUACACGUUUAUAGUCUGAACACAAACAAACUUUUAACAUAUUCUUUCUUUAAUACGGGGGUCCUAGUCCACCGAACUUUUUGUCGGAAGGUUUAGUCAUCGAAAUUACAUCCUAAGCAAACUAAUCAAGUUUUAGAGGAACCGAGAGGGGCAAUUCAUAAAUCAAGGAAACUUAGCGAUGAUUUGAUUUCGUGAUAAUUUUUAGAUUCGUAAAGGAAUAUACGUUAGAGACCUGCAAUGGUUGAAAACUUAACUAAUAACUGAGAUUUCAGCACUUCCAUCGAGGCCCCCUAAAAUCAUCCAACAAUACCCAAGGGAGAAGAAAGCAGGUUUAAGACAUUAAAGAAAAGUCCAUUACUUACUUUAUUACUUACGUUAUGUAAGAGAAAUAUGGUAGCUUAAUAGUAAAUUAGAAGAGAUAAAUUAAAUGGUCCCUGUACUGCGACUUUUCACAUUGCCUGAUGUAUGUAUGUGUCAGUAUAUUAUAUGUAUAUCAAAUUGACGAUGUCUUAAUUUAAGACGGAAAAUCACCAAUGUAACGGUCUUAGUAAAUUAAGAUUAUAUGUCACUGGCAAUUUAAACAAAAGCCUGAGAUUUGUGGAAACUAAAAUGGUAUAUUAAGCACAAUCUUUAUUCGGUCAUAUUCAGACAUGUACCUUUUCGCUGCUCGAUAUAAACAGUUAAUAGUAGAUCGCUUGACGCAUGAGAGAUAUAUCAUGUAUUUAGCCAACUAGCCACAAAUAACAAUAAAACAUGUAAUAAAUAAAAAUUUUUCGAUGCUGUCGGGCUUUUGGUUAUUCAGUCAAGAAAGUAGAGUAGUCAAAAGGCAGGUAAGAAAGCAACAACUAAACAGCCAACCAGUCAGCCACCUAAAUAACCAACAAACCAACCAAACAAACAAACAACCAGCCAGACAGCCAGCCAGCCAGCCAGCCUGCCAGCCUACCAACUGACCAACCAUCUUAACGUCAACUAACCAACCACCCUUGCUUAAUUUGGCGCCUAAAUUCAAUUUAUAGACUAAUGGUAACGGGAUUUGCCCAACUAGUUGUACUGCAUGUGGAGGCGAAUUAUCAAACGCGGAGUUUAGGAGGCAUUGUUUAGGGGGUGUUGGGCAUCCAAGGACGUAUGACUUGGUUCUUAUUUUAAGUUCGACCGUUAAGCGUACGAACCAAUGGUAGUAUACAACUUUGACAGGCAGCAAUGGUACGCUCCAGAACAUAUUCAAGCAUGUAGCUAGGGUAUUUUUUGGAGGAGGAUGCUAAAUUUUAAGCCUUUAGAGAUUGGACAGAAAAUGGCGAUUUCGACAAUUUUUAAAAGCAAACUAGCUCAACUCGCACUACACUCGCCUUCAUCAAGAACAGAUAUUACUAAAAAAUCAAAAUCAGUUGUGUGAGAUCAAUAACUACGCCAGCCAUUUGUCUACGGAGAACUGGAAAAAGUGGCUAAUCAUUUUGAUAGCUGAAAUA
This is a messenger RNA of Orbicella faveolata, 3112 nucleotides long. Its product is annotated as galanin receptor 2a-like. NCBI's taxonomy places the organism in Eukaryota, Metazoa, Cnidaria, Anthozoa, Scleractinia, Merulinidae. Gene Ontology annotation, biological process: G protein-coupled receptor signaling pathway. The record is from RefSeq and is a predicted model, not a curated record. Gene Ontology annotation, cellular component: plasma membrane. Gene Ontology annotation, molecular function: G protein-coupled receptor activity.